Messenger RNA from Capronia epimyces CBS 606.96, 1314 nucleotides. RefSeq lists its product as uncharacterized. The record is from RefSeq and is a predicted model, not a curated record. Lineage: Eukaryota; Fungi; Ascomycota; Eurotiomycetes; Chaetothyriales; Herpotrichiellaceae. Bases 1 to 1314 code for a protein of 437 amino acids. The transcript is spliced from 2 exons.
AUGUCAGUCAAUGUUGUUCCCACUCCUAGGCUUGUCGAAGGACACGAAAAAAGUUCACCUUCUCCGCGGCUCUUGUUUGUCAGUUCGGCUACCGCAAAUACCGAUUCUGACAGCGGCCCGCCAACUACAGCCACUUUAAACAGUACCAGCAGCUCCGAUCAGAUUGGAGGGUCGAGGGAUCAUAUAAAACAGGUCGAUUCAGCAGAGAGCCCACAAUACUGGGCAGGUCGCUAUGUGUCACUGUGUGAUCGUCUCCGAACGCAAGAAAUGCCCCAAGGCAAAAGCCCAUCCAGUCCAGAUGCAAGUAACCGGAUGCCCGAACAUUUGUUCGAGCUCAGCGAGAAGAUCAGAAAGAGCGCUGCUUUGAAAGAGCUAAGACGGUCUUGUAGGACAACGGAGGCUACCAAGAGCUUCGAAGAAUUUGAAUCACAGUUGCUGAAGAGGCCCGGAGUGUCACGUGGGUUUCUUUAUCGAGCUGGCAGCUUCGUGCUUGAUGCCAAUGAUAUCGACAAGAAAGCGAAACUUCCCGGCCGCGCGGGUGUGAAGCCCAUGAUGGGUUUGAAUGUGCCACAGUCUCCAGGGAACACCUCGACAACUACAAGUAGGAUUUCAAGUGUCAAUGCCGAAGCGGUUUUGAGUCAUGGACCAAACAAAUUCUAUGGCAACGGUGGACUGGCAAAGAGCAAGACAACUGGAAAUUUGGCAGCACUUAUUCCAACCAUGUCAAAGAAGCAGCCAGUGCCUGCACCUAGUUCUGCUACAAAACUCAGCAGCAAAGUGACGACUUCUCACAGGAGGAGGGCAUCAUACCUUGAGUGUUCCCCUGAGACCCUGACCAAAGCGAUGAGGAACCGAGAGGAUCGGGCGGCGCGAAGGGCAGCUGAAGCAUACAGGCGGUCAACCCCCCGUUUACCGUCUUUUGGUUUCCAAAAAAGUGACAGUCAAAGCAAGCUGCUUUCAUCUUCAAGGAUAUCUGUCCAACCAGAGCAGGAUCGGUGUGAAAGCACGAUAACCAAGGUGAAAGCUUUCGACCCAGUCGUCGGAUCACUGGACUGCGCAAUGCUGGAAAGUGGACAUGCACCGCCCCCGCCACCAGUGAACAGCACCGGCUCCCCUCGAGUACAAAUGGUCAAGAUGCCUGGCGGUGGUAGAGAGAAGCUAAUCAAGUCUCGCCGUAAGGUCGACCGCCAAAUAAGUGGGGAGAUUAUGAGAAAUUUCCUCGGUGCCGGAAUGAGAGAAGUCAAGAAGAUGGGAAGAAGAGUCGGCGGUUGGGGAGGCAGUAGUGAGGACCUGCUGUUGUCAGACAACAAGUAG